Messenger RNA from Lasiosphaeria miniovina, 849 nucleotides. RefSeq names its product cytochrome P450. The annotation marks the transcript as partial. Gene Ontology annotation, molecular function: monooxygenase activity; oxidoreductase activity, acting on paired donors, with incorporation or reduction of molecular oxygen; heme binding. Lineage: Eukaryota; Fungi; Ascomycota; Sordariomycetes; Sordariales; Lasiosphaeriaceae. The transcript has 2 exons. The record is from RefSeq and is a predicted model, not a curated record.
GCUGAGCAAGCUGUCGCCUCGCGGCUGGCAGCCCCCGACAGCGAAAAGGAUGCCAGGGACAAGCUCGGGGCAUUCUUGCGGCGCGGCGUGACGCGGCGAGAGUGCGAAAUCGAGGUGCCCUUCCAGAUCAUCGCCGGCUCUGACACGACCGCGACAGCGAUUCGGGCGACCCUUUUAUUCCUUGCCUCAUCUCGCGCCUACGGUCGGCUCCAGCAGGAGAUUGAUGUCGCGGCAGCCGAGAGCCGCAUCUCUAGCCCUGUCACGGCCGACGAGGGCGAGAAGAUGGAGUAUCUGCAGGCCGUCACCUACGAGGGCCUGCGCAUGCAGAUUCCGUUUUCGGGGCUGGUAAUGAAAGAGGUUCCGCCCGGAGGCGACACCAUCAACGGGCUCUUCGUUCCCGGCGGCACCCGUGUCGCCCACAACACGCUUGCCAUGCAGCGCCGAAGGGACAUAUUCAGUGAUGACGUCGACGUCUUCCGGCCCGAGCGGUGGCUCAAUGCGGAUCCCGUGUCGCGGCAGCGCAUGGUGCAGACAACAGAGCUCGUGUUUGGCCACGGCCGGUGGGGAUGUGUGGGGAUAUCUGGGAAAGCCUGUCGCCUUCCUCGAGCUCAACAAUAUAUACGUCGAGGAUGUGUCCCCUUCUCCGAGAAUUGUAGGUUGCAAGUUGGGGGGAUUGCUAACCGAAGGCUGCGCCAACCGAUAGUUGCUUCGCCAGUUCGACUUCCAAAUCAUCAACCCCAGGCGGCCUUGGCACGAAAUGAACCACAGUAUGUUUUUUUAGUCUCAGCUGUGGAUGAGAGUAACGGAGCGCUUUCCCUCGGAAUGAAGUGGGCCUUUCAAAUCUCCUAA